This is a messenger RNA of Anopheles bellator, 1295 nucleotides long. Its product is annotated as protein obstructor-E-like. The transcript has 5 exons. Gene Ontology annotation, molecular function: chitin binding. Gene Ontology annotation, cellular component: extracellular region. The coding region runs from base 164 to 910 and encodes 248 amino acids. NCBI's taxonomy places the organism in Eukaryota, Metazoa, Arthropoda, Insecta, Diptera, Culicidae. The record is from RefSeq and is a predicted model, not a curated record.
UCGCGUAUUUUAUUGGUAACUCCGGCCACGUUUGGACAUACACUGGAGCCGCAGCCAGUACGCAGCCACCGCAGGAGCCGGCCAGCAGCAAACGGAAAGCAGCAGCAGCACCGGGGGGUUUGACCACUGGACUAGCGAAAGGGGAUCGGAUCCACCGCCCGAGAUGGUCAGUUGUGAGCUGCUCCGGCCACUAGCAGGCAGCCUGCCAUGGUUGCUGGUUGCAUUGCUGCCACUGACGGCCGUUGUCGACGCACAGUUCAAGUGCCCGAAGAACCGGGGACAGUUCGAGGAUGCGGUCCAGUGCGACAAGUACUACGUGUGCGAUGAAGGCGAAGCCACGGAGAAGCUGUGCCCCGACGGGCUAGUGUUCGAUCCCACGAUCAAGCUGAUCAACAAGUGUGACCAACCGUUCAACGUGGACUGUGGCGAGCGUUUCGAGUUGCAGCCGGCCCAGACGACGAGUGAGAACUGUCCGCGCAAGAACGGGUUCUUCAGCCAUCCGGACCCGGCGAUCUGCAACGUGUUCUACAGCUGCAUCAACGGGGAAGAGCUGGAGAUGAGUUGUACCGCUGGGCUGCACUUCGACGAGAAGUCGGGCACCUGCGUCUGGCCGGACGUGGCCGGUCGCGAGGGCUGCGGCAGCAACGCCAACAAAAAACUGAACGACGGGUUCCAGUGUCCGAAGGAAACGCGCUACGACAAGAACGGCCAAGUCAUCACGCACCCCAACUACCCGCACCCGACCGACUGCAGCCGGUUCUACUACUGCCUGAGCGGUGUCGAGCCCCGCCUCGGCCAGUGUGACGCCAAGCUCGUCUACAACGAGGACCUGCAGCGGUGCGAUCAACCGGAAAAUGUGCCAGAAUGCAAAGACUGGUACAAGGAGGAGGACAGCGUGAACAACCACUAGCCGAUCCUACCGCAAGAACAGUAGUACGUGUUGACGAUUCGGCCAUCACUCAUCGGUCCACGUCCAGCGGCUAAGUUAUGAUGCCGUAAACCACCCAACCAGGGCCGACUAUGGCUGGCCCGGAUGGGUGGCCCGUUUGUUUCCAGCAUGGCAGCCAUUGUUUCCACCAUCAACCCGGCUUGCCACACAGGCCCACCCCAUCAAACCGUCAGCUCGCCAGCGAAAAGAAGUUGGUACCGGAUCGGUGUAUACACACUAUAUCAAACUCUUGUCUGUGCCGCGCAGAGGUAUUUGGGGCAAAAUUCUACGUUCGAAAGAGAAACAACCGAUAAACAGUCUGAAUGUGUGGAGCGGCGGCACACACGGCACACAAUAAAAAACCGAA